ACUACCAAAGAAGUGUGGAAGAGCCGAGGAAACUUAACUGGCAGAGAGACCUUAGGGAACGCUAUGGAGGGAAUUCCAGACUACCUCGUUAUACAUCUAAGCAGUAUUACAACUCUUCAACUUUAGAUUCCUCGGCAUAUACAAGCACUGAGGACGAGGAAUCGAUUCCCAGCAAAGCUGACCAUUAUUUUUUAGGCGCACGCCCAAAGGAAGGGCCUGGAGCAAUAGGGAAGAAAAAUCCACGCUACCCGAUAGAGAGAGACGCCUAUCCUCAGCGGUAUCGAAACAACAGCAACAACCAGAGGAGGUAAAUCAACUUGUGGUUAAUUUAUCCUCUGUUACACUUACUGAGACUGAACUUAAAGUCCUUAAUAAAGGCCUAGGCUUUGUACCUAGUUAUUCUAUAGACCUUUUCGAUUGGGAGGUGGACUUUUAUAAGUUUAUUCGCUCUGCUAAACUUAAAAUGAAUUUUUCAGGGGUAAAACCUAACACUGCUAUGCCUGAUUUGAAAUUGCCGAUUUUGAAAAAGAAAAGUACAUUUAUCCCUGAUGUAACAUGUGGGGCCCUCGAAAUGUUUACACAGGUGGUCACUGAGGAGGUGAAAAAAGUGUGGGGUAACAAUAGUGGGGUCCGCAAUAAUCUUAAUUAUGAAGAAAGGAAAGCAUUAACCACCCUUAAAAACAAUAAAGAUAUUGUAAUAAAAAAGGCGGAUAAGGGGGGAGCGGUGGUCAUAAUGGAUAUAUCUGCAUAUAGAACAGAGGUUAUGAGACAAUUGGAGACCCCCGGGCACUAUUCCCUAAUUGAAAGCGAUCCAACAAUUAAACUUAAAACGUUAAUUGAUACAAUGGUGUUUGAUGCUUAUACUGCAGGAACAAUAGAUAAGAGCACUAAGGAAUAUCUUAUUACAGACUUUCCCAGAAUACCAAUGCUGUAUAUAUUGCCAAAAAUUCACAAAACACUAGAGAAUCCACCUGGAAGACCCAUAGUGUCCGGAAUAGGGUCAGUACUUGAACCCCUCUCCAAACUCGUUGAUCGACAUCUACAAGGUUUAGUUUGUAAUUUGCCUACAUGCCUUAAAGAUACGAAUGAGUUAUUGUUAAAAUUGGAUAAGGUUCAUAAUAUAUCCCCAGGUAUUUGGCUCUGUAGUAUCGACAUACAGAGCCUUUUUACUUCAAUACCCCAAGAUGAGGGGAUUAAAUGUGUGGAGGAUGCUCUCUUGGAAACUAAUUUGUCUAACUCAUAUGUUUAUUUCUUAAUUGACUGCCUUGAAAUUGUAUUAAAAAAGAAUUAUUUCAAAUUUGACGAUCUUUUCUAUUGGCAGAAACAAGGGACGUCGAUGGGUUCAGCGGUCGCCCCAUCCCUUGCAAAUUUAUUUGUAUAUGAUUUGGAGAAUAAAUUAUUUCUGAGAGAGCCAUAUUUGCAGUAUAUUAGAUGCUACUAUAGGUAUGUGGAUGACAUACUGAUCCUUUGGGAUGGACCGUUAGAGGCAUUUAAUAAUAUGGUGGAUACUGCAAAUGAGGCCCACAAUACAGUCAAAUUUACCAGUGAGUCAUCCAACCAAACUAUUAGUUUUUUGGAUGUACAAAUUAAAAUAGAAAAUGGGGGCCUAUGUACAAAUUUGUAUCGGAAACCAAUGGACCGAAAUAAUCUCCUCCACAGUAAGAGUUUCCAUAACCCACGAACACUGGAUGCGAUCCCUAAGGGACAAUUUAUGAGAGCCAAGAAGAUAGCAUCCAGUGAAGUGGGUUAUAAACAUGCAAGUAGCGAUCUGACAGAAAGGUUUCUGCAAAGGGGAUACCCCAAAGGUAAACUUAAAGCAGUGGUAGAAGAGGUGAAAGGGAUGGACCGUGCUGCUUUAUUACAGCCCAAACAAAAGCAGGGUGAGACGGAUAGAUUAACCUUCGUAAGUACAUACGACAAAAGGAGUAAGAAGGUAGAAAAGAUAGUGAAACAAUAUUGGCCACUUCUGCAAACUGAUGCUAUCUUCGGAAAAGUUUUUCGAAUCCCCCGCGGUUCUCGUAUAAAAAGGGUAAGUCAAUAAGAGACACAUUAUGUGCCAUUUCAAGAGUGGAUAAUAGCAAUACUGUGUUUAAAGGUACACCAAAAGUAGGCACAUACCCGUGCAUGAAUUGCAACUGUUGCAAUUCCAUUAUAAAAGGACCUUGUAUAAAUCAUCCCAUUACAGGUGAGGUAAUCAAACUAAAGUCAUACGCCACAUGUAAAACCAGCCACGUAAUUUAUGCUCUGAAAUGUCCCUGCGGGAAAAUGUACGUAGGGAAGACAAUAAGGUCUGUCAGUACUAGGAUAAAAGAGCAUAAAGGCAAUAUACGCAAUUUUAAAAAUGAUACCUAUACUGACACUCCUGUAGCCAGACAUUUUGAUACUGUAAAACAUAAUGUAUGUCAGCUAAAGUGGAUAGUGUUAGAGACAGUAGCAAAACCCAGUAGAGGAGGUGAUCAUAACUUGAUACUAUUGCAGAGGGAGGCAAGAUGGAUAAAGCGCUUGGAUAGUGCUUAUCCGAAAGGGUUAAAUGAGCAGUGCAAUUUAUCAUGUUUUCUUUAAUAGUAAUGGCUUGUCGUCCUUUGUUCCCAGGAAUUAUAACUAGAUUCCAAGUUGUAAUGACAUGGAACUCCUGCUGCAUUUACAUAUGGGUCUUUUACAGGUUAGGCGGAUUGAGCAGUAACCUGGUUUUAACAUUAUGUUUCAGUGGGAUUUCAACAUGUAUUAUAUGAAAUAAUGUGUGUCACUUUUAAUAGCUAGAUGAAUUGGGUCACAAUAAGUUUUUACAAUAUUUA
This is a messenger RNA of Xenopus laevis (African clawed frog), 2795 nucleotides long. RefSeq lists its product as uncharacterized. Lineage: Eukaryota; Metazoa; Chordata; Amphibia; Anura; Pipidae. Bases 464 to 2041 code for a protein of 525 amino acids. The record is from RefSeq and is a predicted model, not a curated record. The transcript has 2 exons.